AUGGCGACAACACUGAUGACUGCUGGCUCUUCCUCAGCCUUGACAAACAAGGCCCCCCUCCUUUUCUGCGCCCCUGGGCCCCGGAACGGCUCGUUCUGCGGGUACAAGAACUGGCAGUACGACCAGAUCGAAACCUUUGACAACUUCGCCUGGCCGGGAGACAAGGAGAUCCUCGUCAAGUUUCUCCCAGGACACAAGACGUUUAAGAAGAUCGAGAAGAUCAUCAUAGAUGCCUCGCAACAGUGGCUCAAAACCAUUGACACUGAACUGAAGGUGACAUGGGUCGAGUCUGGGGAAGCCGAUAUCCGCGUGUCGGUUGACAACAACGAGCCCGAUUGGAGUGCCCUGGGGUCCUAUGCCGCCCGGUACAGCCAGGACGAGCCGACGAUGAACAUAUGUCUCGGUGGUUGGAAAGAGAACAAGACCGUUUUCACUCAUAAGAAUGUCGAGCGGGUUGCCUUGCAUCUGUUUGGUCAUGCACUGGGGUUACCUCAUGCAAAAGCCAACUGGUCCUCGUUAUGGAACAAUGCCGAGCUUGAGAAAUACUGUGGCACUGCCAUCGCUGCUAUGGUCAAGGAGGAUCAAGGCAACCUUUCCAUGACGAGCUCGCACUCAGUGAUGGGCUUCGAUCGUCCAGCCUCCCUGAGCACGUCAGGUGUCGACGAGUUCCGUGGCGGCAAUAAGCUCGAUCGCGAUUCCAUAGCACUUCUCAAACGGCUUUACGGCGGUUUGGACUGCCACAGCGCCCGGAUCACGGCAAAGGAAGUGAGCGGGUGGUCGGGUGGGUGGAACAUCGAGGACAAGCCCGCAAAGCAAUGGUGCCAGGUGUCGCAGACGACGAAGUGCGUCGCCGGUCUCUCCAUGCUGAACCUGGGAAUCAACGGAAACUUUCGCAUCGCGACAGAGCUUGACAAUAUACAAUCAGGUCGUGGGUACGACGUUGUCAUCAAGACGUGGAAGGACACGGAUCUCAUCGACGCGAGCAGCAACGUGCUCAGCUUCAACGCCAACGACUGCCGGGUGCAGACGGGCUACGAGAGCUAUGCGGACAUCAGGAGUGAUCCGAAUGACCGUAGCCCCGGCGUCCCGGUGUCGAAAUGGGUCAAGUUUGCGAGACCGAUGAGGAACCCGCGAGUUGUGGCUUUCAUCAGCCGUUUCGAUACGAUGAAGGGCAGAUACAUUCGUAUCGGCGUCUACGCUGACGAAGUCACCGACGAGGGCUUCAAGAUUCACUUAAACACAUGGCACGGCAGGUUUUCUCCUUUCUCUUUCUUGCUUCAUGUGACUGACUCCCACGAGGCAGACGACUCUAGCAUUCGCUCGGGAGUCUAUGAAUUCCCGUUCCACCAUAACUGGACCGAUCGUGACGAAGGCUGGUUUGACUUCAGCAAAGUCAUGUGCCGUAAACCGCAAAACAUGUUCUUAGCAUUCUCGCACAUUGAUGUACACCCAGACCGCAAUAUUCGCCUGAGCAUGGAAGCGGAUGACUGGAAUGAGUAUGGAGUCCGGGGUCGCAUCAAAACAUGGGAGCGAGAGAGCAAGUACUGCCAGAUGAAGGGAGUCUACAUUGCUGUACUGUAG
Colletotrichum karsti is the source of this 1581-nucleotide messenger RNA. RefSeq lists its product as uncharacterized. NCBI's taxonomy places the organism in Eukaryota, Fungi, Ascomycota, Sordariomycetes, Glomerellales, Glomerellaceae. Gene Ontology annotation, molecular function: metallopeptidase activity; carbohydrate binding. Gene Ontology annotation, biological process: cell adhesion. The transcript has 3 exons. The record is from RefSeq and is a predicted model, not a curated record. Bases 1 to 1581 code for a protein of 526 amino acids.